AUGACGCUUCCCAUAGCUCGUCUCAUUCACGCGCAUGGCAAUUCGACGUUUCGAAGAGCAGCAUACAUAUUCUGUGUCACCCUACUCACCUGUUCCCUCCUCACUGGUAUCAUUAUCCUCUACCUUGUCGUCCUUCCCUACCUGCACGAGCACGGCUUCGAGGAGAGCGUGUGUCGGAUCGAGUCGAUCGAAAAACACAUGCCCAUUCUUAAGUGUGAAAAUCGCUGCUCACGCGAACGCUCCCUAUUCCCCUGCCUCCAUGUGACGGUUGUGUUUGAGAAAAACGGAACAAAGUACUCGGCGACUUUGUUUGACACCAUUGAGACGCACGAACACUAUCGCAGGUACAAGUGCGUCACUCACUACUGCCACAAAAGGCUAGAGGAGAAUCUUUUCGCCAUCAGGGUCUUCCAGUGGCGCCUCGAGAAGCGACCGGUGUUCAGGUGCUUUGUCUCCUGGGCGGUCCACGGAAACGAGGCGCUGAUGUACAAGUACCAUCGUCCGUCGACCGUCUUCUACGGCGUCUUCCUGCCAGUCACGUGUUUCCUCACCUCGUUGAUCUGUCUUUUGAUACUCUGGCAUUAUGACCGGUGUCGUGUCUGGCACCUGCAGGAGGACAGUCUUCGAUUUAUUAGUGCAGUUCCACGCCGUGGAACGAUGGAGUGA
Messenger RNA from Mesocestoides corti, 666 nucleotides. The record is from the annotation of a GenBank genome assembly. Lineage: Eukaryota; Metazoa; Platyhelminthes; Cestoda; Cyclophyllidea; Mesocestoididae.